UUCCUUCUUCUCUGCACCACAACUCGCACCAGUUGUCCUCAAGGUCCGGAGACCAGUAGAACGCAAAAAUGAUUUGGUUCUUUGAAAAAAGUUUGGUGAUGUUUAUCAUGGUGCUUGUUAUUGAGCAGAAAAUGGCGCAGCCAUCUGAACAAAUUCCGGUUCAAGUGUAUUUAGUACGAGGUCAGGCAAAGGUUCCGUGGCAGUGGGACACUCACAAGAGAAUAUCCGUUUCGCCACAACCUCGACGGAAAAGAGAAUCAGAAAAUUUUAUAAAUCAAGAAUCCAUCCGGAUAUCAUUAGACGCUCUGCCUAACGCCGUUUGGAAUCUGAAUCUUCGACCCAAGAGCCACCCCGUUACGCCCAAUACAAUAGUCGAGUGGGUUGCCGAGAACGGCGAACGCACCCUUACCCGCGGGAUCAGCACCGAAAAUUGCUGGUACACUGGUGCCGUAGAGAACGAAACUGAUUCCGUUGUUUCAUUGGGUGUCUGCGAAGGAUUAUCGGGAUUUAUCCGGACCAACAAUCAAACUAUGUUGCUGGAACCCGUUGAAAGCAAUCCAGCUCAUCCAAACAUGACUCACAUUAUUUAUCCGCUUACGAUGGCUAACAGUUCCGGUUCAUUUGUUUUGCAAAACGACCAAGACUUUGGUAUCCGCCAGAGACAUAAACGAAGUUCAACUCAAGUCGACUACGACGAGGAAGGAAAUGAAAUCGUCGAUACUGUCCGAUUAGAAGAAAUGGAAGAAUACAGUCAGAGCGUCGACGAUGAAACCGACGAAGAGAGUGAGCUGAGUAAUUCGAUCGAUGAUGAUGUCAUCAUCUCGGAUGUGUAUUCGGAAAUCGACGAUUACGAUGUCCAUCCUCCGCCCGUGGUAACGGAAGCAAAGUCUCUCCAAGAAGCCGAAGAAAGUCCUUUAGACAAUCGUACGUCUACGAAAAUCGAUGAUACAAUUGACAUUGAUGGCUUCUCGGUUGACAAGCUAUGGGAGGGUGAAUCGCAAGCCGUCAAACGGAAAAAGCCAGUUUCGAAAUCGGCUCUCGGAGAGGAUUCGGCUAAAUUUUUGGAAUUGGCUCUCGCCGUCGACCACACAGUCAUCAAAUUUCAUGGCAGACAAAGAGUUCAACAGUACGUGUUGACACUUUUGAAUAUCGUCAGUGCAAUUUACGAAGAUACUUCGUUAGAGGCUAAUUUGCGUCUAGUUGUGUCUAGAUUGAUCUUUUAUGAAGACAGGAAGCAAGGACAGGUUCGCGAGGGUAAUUCUAAACGCUCUUUGGAAAAUGUCAAUGCUUGGAAUGCGGGACUUUUACGAAAUUCUGGCGCUGAGCCUCACGACAUAGCCGUCUGGCUAACACGCUACGAUUUGGGAGGACCUUCAGGCUAUGCUCCUGUUGCCGGAGUUUGUGAUCCGGAUCGCAGCUGCUCACUCAAUCGAGACGAAGGUCUCACAUCGGCGUUCAUUAUCGCUCACGAAGUGGGGCACGUAUUAGGAUUUUCUCAUGACGGAGACGUGUCAGCGGGGAAUGAUUGCCACGAUGAAGCACUUCAAGGCUCUGUUAUGGCGCCCAUGGUGGCGGCGACUUUCAGUCGUUUCCACUGGUCACGCUGCACCCAUUGGGAGUAUCACUUCAAGCAACACAAUUGGAAAUGUUUGAAAAAUCAGCCCAAUGUCAAUAAUACCAACGCAACGGUCGUCCAAUCUGCUAUCCAGUACAGUUACAGUUUAGACGAGCAAUGUCGCAUGGAAUUCGGCGAAGGAUACUUUCUAUGUCGGUCGUUUGCCCUGAGUGAUCCGUGCACGCAUCUUUGGUGCGGACACAAGUCCAGCCCGCAGUUGUGCAAAACUAAAAAAGGGCCGCCACUUGAAGGCACUCCCUGCGGACAAGAUAAGUGGUGCAUCAAAGGAUUUUGCGAGGCAAUCGGAAAACGAAAGAAAGUGGUUGGUCCUGUCGUUAAAAAUCCCAGAGAUGGCAAUUGGAGCACUUGGUCUGAAUGGAAUACAUGUUCCAGAACCUGUGGCGUUGGAGUUCGUUUCCGCACCCGAAAAUGCAACAAUCCCACGCCGGCCAAUGGAGGAAAAGGUUGUCAAGGAAAAAGCGAAGAUUCCGAACUUUGUAACACCAAUCCAUGCGCCGAAUGGACGGACUUUAGAGGCGAACAAUGCGCUACUAUUCCGCUAUUAUUCCCCAUGAAUGAAUCGUUAUUCUCCAUGACUUGGCUGCCCUGGGAAGUAAACAAUCAAUCGGCUCAUUGUCAGUUAACCUGCAUGGCACGUGAAACUGGGGAAAUUUUCGAAUCUUUGGAGAAUGUCGUUGACGGAACUGCCUGCUCCUAUGAAAAAUCGAACGGUAUUUGCAUUCAGGGCCAAUGUCAGAUUAUGGGCUGCGAUAGAAGACUAGGCUCUCCCGCAGUGGAGAACGAGUGCGGUGUAUGUCAUGGUAAACAAGGCGACUGUGCCGUGGCCAGCCGACACUACAGCGGAGCUCCUCGCCCUCCUCAUCGUCGGGUGGUCGUGAUACCGCGAGGAGCGAGAAACAUUCGCAUCAAAGAAGAGCCCAACAGUUCAAACAGAUUGGCCGUCAAGGCUCGCAAUUCGCAAAAUUGGAUCCUGAAUGGAACGUUCCCCAUCGUGCACGACAUUGCCACUUUCUACUUCAUUGCUUCCGGCGCCCGUUUUACUUACAACUCGGUCUUUGGUCUGGAAACAAUGCGGGCGAGAGGGCCUCUGCUGUCAGAUGUGACGCUUAUGAUUGUCCCUGGUCCUGCUCGAGAGCACGCCAAUGUUACUGUAACAUGGAGUAUGCCGCCGAAAUCCCACCGGAAGAAAAAUCCUGGCCCGGAUGGAGACGGCGACAGUCGACAGAGUCAAUAUUUCUGGGAACUGGCCGGUUGGUCCGUGUGUUCACGUUCGUGUGGCGAAGGGACACAGACUCAAGUUUGGUAUUGUCGUGAUCGUAAAACUGGACACGUUGUUCGACGUAAGCACUGCAAUAGCCUAAGCGAACCGGAAAUUCUGACGAGACUAUGCAACACGUUUAGCUGCGACUUCCGGUGGGUAACUGGACCGUGGGAAGGAUGUUCGCAGACGUGUGGAGUCGAUGGAGUCCAGAUUCGUAUGAUUUAUUGUGUCCGCACUGCCAUGGUUACUUCAUUGUCCACCAACAACAACAUGACAGCACCAGCAAUAACCCAACUAGAAUUGGAAAAGAAUAUUCUUUUUGAUCGGAAUUGGAGUGAAAUAAGUGGUCACGUAAACGAGGCUCGACGACUUCCGGAAGUCACUGAUGAUGACAGCAGUUCUGGAUCCGAAACCGGCCUCAGUCCUCCAACUGUGGAUGCAUGGAAGGCCACAAUUAAAGAUCACAAGAAAAAAUUGGCUGUCGAAAAUGAGGUCCUUCAUUGGAAUCCGAAUGCUAUUACCGAUCCCGCUUUAUGCAAGGAUCAGCAACCGAUUGAGACUCAGCCCUGUUCCAGAAUUCCGUGUAACGGGACAUGGGUGGAGAAGAAUUGGACCAAGUGUUCAACAACGUGCGGGAUUGGUCGCCAAGAAAUGCAGUUUAUUUGUGUUUCUUCUAAAAGCAAAUCGAAUAAAGAACUUGAAGCUUUUGUCGAAUCGCCCAUCGAGGAAGAUUUCCAUGAUGAGGCGGCAUACGGUUUCAACCAGCGCAAAGCGGAAGGAAAGAGCAACAACCAAUGGAAAAACUUCGUCUGUGGACCUAGGCCGACGUUAUCUCGUCCGUGCGUGAAUCAAGAGUGUCCACUUCAGCGGAAUGACGGAGACACCAAGAAAUGCAAAGAUAAAUCUAACCAUUGCAGCCUGGUCGUGUUGCAACGCUACUGCGCACUACCCCAAUUUCAGGCCUCUUGUUGUCAUUCGUGUUCAAAUUACUUAUCCAAAUAACUUAAAAAAACGUAAAGCAGUGAAUCUGUUUCAUCUAUAAACUUUUUUUUAUGUUUCUAGUAAAUUCUCAUCAAUUCUAUUUCGAAGUGAAAGAACACGAUUAAAAUAAACUUAAACGCGAAACGAG
Molecule: messenger RNA, 4026 nt
Organism: Daphnia pulicaria
Lineage: Eukaryota; Metazoa; Arthropoda; Branchiopoda; Diplostraca; Daphniidae
Product: A disintegrin and metalloproteinase with thrombospondin motifs 16-like
Exons: 19
Coding region: 69-3899 (1276 amino acids)
Biological process (GO): extracellular matrix organization; proteolysis
Cellular component (GO): extracellular matrix
Molecular function (GO): metalloendopeptidase activity
Source: RefSeq, a predicted model, not a curated record